AUGCCACCCCAGAGUCACGCCCGCGAAGGCGCCAUCCCGGGGACAGUCGACCUUACUGCCGCUGAAGGAGAAGCAACCAGUUCAAGCUACGGCCAGGCGCUGUACCCUGUGCCCACCGAUGAUCCCAAUGAUCCUCUUCUAUGGCCAGCAUGGAAAAAGAACGCGAUCCUCGUCAUCGUCUCGGUGUAUUCCUUCCUGGGAAACUGCUCGCUCGUUGGGCCGUCGGUGUACAUCAGUAUCUAUGCUGAGGAGUUUGGGAUUUCGCACGCCGAUGCGUCGGGCUUGAUUUCGUAUCCGAAUCUGGCGUUUGGGUUUGGCAGCUUGAUUCUGGUCCCAGUGUAUCUGAAAUUCGGAAGGCGGAUUGUUACGCUCUUGUCUAUGGCGACGUUCGUCGCUGGCCUCAUUGGUGCCUCCAGGGCAACAAGCUUCUCUGGACUCAUGACCGCGCGCGUCUUUCAUGGCUUUGGGAGUGGGGUGUGUGAGUCUUUGCCUGUGCAGCUGGUCAAUGAUAUCUUCUAUCUGCAUGAGCGAGGCAAGAAGAUUGGGUAUUAUACCGUCUGCCUCUGUCUCGGGUCUACUGGUCCUUUAUAUGCAGGAUACAUGCUGGCAGGGGGAUACUCAUGGCGCCUGUUCUUCUAUGUCCUCACGGCGUUCGCGGGUGCGCUGCUCGUGGCCUCGUUCUUCCUAGUUGAGGAGUCUCGGUUUCAUCGACCAGAGAUCCUGGAGGUAUCUGAUUCUGAGCCGUGGGACAAGAACGAAAAGCAAGACGGAGGCACAACGCAGGUCGAGGCAGUCCCCCCAGUCCCAGCACGAAAGGCAUUCCUCCAGACGCUGAGACCAUGGGCCCCGAUCGACCACGACGCCCAGUUCUUCGCAACAAUCGUCCGCUCCUUCGCCUACUUCCUCGUCCCCGCCGUGCUCUGGGUCAUCACCAGCUUCGGAAUCUACAUUGGCCUCGGCGCCCUCACAUUCAACUACACCUUCCCCCUCCUCAUCACCGAACCCCCCUACUCCUGGCCCCAGACCUCCUCAGGUCUAAUCGCCCUAGCCACAAUCAUCGGCUUCGCCCUCGCCCUCCCCUUCACACCCACAUCCGACCUCAUCGCCGCAAAACUCACCCACCGCAACGGCAACAUCCGCGAGGCCGAAAUGCGUCUCCCCGCGCUCCUCCCCGGCGUAUUCCUCGCACCCGCGGGUCUGAUCGUCUACGGUAUCACCGCCGAAAAGUCCCUCCACUGGACGGGCUUCUUUGCAGGCGUCGCGAUGGUGCAGUUCGGGGCAUACUUCUUCUUCACGUUCACGCUGGCGUAUGCGGUGGAUAGUUACUUUGCGGACGUGAGCGAGAUGCUGAUUGCCAUGAACCUGGGCAAGCAGGCGAUUUCGUUUGGGAUGGGCAGUUAUCUGCUUGAUUGGAUUGUGGGGCGCGGGUAUGCGGUUGUGAUUGCGGGGGUGUUUUGUGCGGUGGCGGUGGUGAAUAAUGCGAUGAUUGUGGUGUUUUGGUGUGCUGGGAAAAGGAUUCGGAGGAGGACGAGUAGGGGGUGGCUUGGGGGGUUGUCGAGGAGGGGGAAGAAGGGUGAUGUUCUUUAA
Molecule: messenger RNA, 1587 nt
Organism: Aspergillus puulaauensis
Lineage: Eukaryota; Fungi; Ascomycota; Eurotiomycetes; Eurotiales; Aspergillaceae
Exons: 5
Coding region: 1-1587 (528 amino acids)
Biological process (GO): transmembrane transport
Molecular function (GO): transmembrane transporter activity
Source: RefSeq, a predicted model, not a curated record